This is a messenger RNA of Notechis scutatus (mainland tiger snake), 4594 nucleotides long. NCBI's taxonomy places the organism in Eukaryota, Metazoa, Chordata, Lepidosauria, Squamata, Elapidae. The record is from RefSeq and is a predicted model, not a curated record.
UCAGGCCCGGCACAGGGAAUGGUGCCAUGGAGCGGCCGUCGGGACAACUGCAGCCCGAGCCGUCCCCGCAGGCCCAGCUGGCGAGCCGCCUGCUGGUCUCCUUCCAGUACCUGCACGUGCAGCUGGCUGGCGGCGCGCCCUGGGGCUUCACCCUGAGGGGCGGGCUGGAGCACGGCGAGCCGCUCAUCGUCUCCAAGGUGGAGGAUGGGGGGAAGGCGUCCCUCUCACAGAAGAUGCGCUCCGGCGAUGAGCUGGUGAACAUCAACGGCACCCCUCUCUACGGCUCUCGGCAGGAAGCCCUCAUCCUGAUCAAGGGCUCCUACCGCGCACUCAAGAUGAUCAUCCGGAGGAGGAAUGUGCCGAUCCUCCGGCCCCACUCAUGGCAUCUGGCCAAGCUCUCCGAAGUCCCGACUGAGGGUGCCGUCAUGACCUUCCCUGCAGACCCCCUGAGUCUCUCCUGGCACUUGGGCUGCGAGACGAGUGACCUGCCCUUGCCGUGGAACCCUCUCUCUCCCCACUGCACCACAGACAAGAGCAGCUCCCUCGGCAGCAUGGACAGUCUGGACCCGGCCAGCCAGACCUACUAUGAGGGCAGCCUGUCCCCCGUUGACCAGGCCAUGUACCAAAGCAAGCGGGACUCUGCCUACAGCUCCUUCUCGGCCAGCUCCAGCACCUCCGACUCUGCGCUGCGACCUGAGGAGGCCGGCUCUGUGGACGGCACCCAGCCUGGCCAGCUGCCCGAGCCUCGCUAUCUGCAGACAGGGAGAGAGCCUGCAGGCCUGCCGUCCCCUGCUCCUGCUGCCCGGGGACCCUCCAGCCUUCCGCCGGGCUCUCUUCCCAGCCCUGCCAAAGCAGCGGCUGCCCCUCCCCGCCCGCCUGUGAGACAGGACAGCCUGCGUGCAUGUAACUCCCCUCUGGAAGAUCCAAGAGCCCCGACCCACGAGGGUGGUUUGUGUCCCGAGAAUCGGUGGUGCUCGGACAUCUCCCUCUGUGCCCCUGGCCGAGAUCCCCAGGGGCCUGGGGGACAGCUGACCACCACAGGCCCCCUGAAGGACCCUCCAUUCCCUGACCAGUACUACCUGCUGAGCUCACACACAGAGCCACACCCUGGGAUGAAGAAGAGCCCACAAACCCCCCCCUCGCCUUUGGCUGAGAGCCCCCCCGAAGAGAAGGGGCCGGAGGUGGAGCCAGAGCCUCCCUCUUCCUGGAAGGCUGGCUGGGCCGGGCCCUUCGGCCAUCGCCACAGCGUCCCAGAACACCUGCUGGUGGCCCAGUUGCAGGCCUUGGAUGUCUCCCGUGGCCAGGAGGGCCCCAGCUGGACGGUGUCCCCGCUGCACAAGGAGCAGAAGGAGCGGCAGCCCCCAGAGCCGUGGCUGAACCCAGACCAGGAGCCCUGUGAGCCGGCAGGAGAGUUGGAUUCCCCCUCAGCUGCAGAAGAGGGCUCCCCUUCCGGACGGGGCGCUUGUACGGCACAGGGGAGGCCCCAGAGCCCCCUCCUGACCCUGACUGGCUCCCCACCACUGCCUCCAUUUGGCAAUGCCAGCACCCCCCGGCCAGGCUUCCAGGCAGCCCCCCACGUGGAUCACUUGCCAGAUGCAGAAAGGGGCCUCCCAGCCGCCCAGAAGGGCCACCAGCGCUCUGCACAGAUCCGCCGGCGCAGUGACCGCUUCGCCACCAACCUGCGGAAUGAGAUCCAGUGGCGGAAAGCCCAGCUGCAGAAGGCCAAAGGCCCCAGGGGGCUGGGGUGUGAAGAGGCAGAGGAGCCCCCCGCCCACCCCACGGCUCCUGCCCUGCCUCCUCCCUUAGGGGAGGGCAGACCCCUUGGCUCCUCUGGGCUGCCGGCCGUGCCCCCCAAGCGGUGGGGCUCCGAGCUGAGCGUGUUUGGGGAGCAGAGAGCCCCAUGCAGCCCCCAGAGGAUGCCUGGGGACCUGGUGCCCAAGGAGAAGCCUCUGCCAUCGGCCCGUGAGGCUGGAUGGGGAGGCGGCCGCUGGCGCUGGUCCCCAGAGCACAAGCUCCAGCCUCAGGAGUCCGAGCCAGGGCUGCCCGCACAGCUGCCUUUGGAGGAGGCCGGCCUUUUGCCUUUUGCUGACCGGCGGAAGUUCUUUGAGGAGACCAGCCGCCCGCUGCCCGCCAGGCCCUACGGCUCCCUUCAGGGCAGGCUUGAGAGCACCCGGACCACCGAGGCAGAGAAGCUGGGAAGCACUGAGCACGGGGACUUCCGGCGUCACUCCCUUGACCAGUCCUACCGGUGCCCACCUUCACCUCCCAUCCACCAGCCAGAGAGUCUGAGGUUGUGCAAGUCCCUGGCACGACCCGGUGUGGGCGCUGAGCAUUGGUGGGCUCUUCCUUGCUCGUGCGCCAUCCGAGAGGCCUGCGCCUGCAGCUUUAGGGAUGAGUGCGCCAUGCUGCAGUCGAGGAGCAGGCCAGGGCCACGCAGCCACCGCACCCACCAUUGCCACCCGUGUUCCUGGAGCUGCCACAGUGAGUGCUGUUGCCUAGGUCAGCAGAAGCUUCUGGAGAAUGGAGGUCCCUGGCAAACAAGGAAGCCUCUUCAGAGGGAAUUCUCCCCGGACGACGGAUGGGAGCCCCCAGCUGUGGACAGAGCCAGCAGCCAGGCUGUGAGCCAGCUCCUGCAGCACAAGGUGACCUAUGCCAGGGUCAGCCCCUCCUGGGCCUGCUUUGAGUACACCGAACCGGCUGGGCCUCCUUUCUGCCGGGUCCCAUCCACACCCAACCUCUCCUGGGACUGCGAGCGGCCAAAGUGGGUCACGGAGAAGGGCGGCUCGGAAGGGGGGCUCAACGAGUCCCACAAACCCCCCUUGCGCGAAAGGGCCUAUUCGGAGAGCCACCUCUGCGUCGAACCUGCCGGUGUCUCUGCGAGGGAUUGGCAAGAAGCCCCUUUGGCCAAGGCAGAGGAGAGAGCACCAAAGUCACCACCAUGCCAAGCCAGAAAAAGGAGGCCCCCUCCUCCGCGCCCUCCCCCACCCAACUGGGAGAAAUACCGCCCAGCCCGGGCCAACCUGUCCGUCCAUGCACAGGACUGCUGGGCCCCGGGCCAGCCUGGCUUCGAAGCGGCCAGGCAGCGUUCUCAGAGCCUCCCUGCGGAGCAGCCUUGGCACAACAGGCCACAACUGCAGUGCCCGCGGCUGCCUUCUACUGGACCCGAUGGCGCCCCUCCCUUCCCAGACAACCCUCACUACUAUUGCCACGGUUCACCCCCCCAGACCCCGGAGAGGCUGAUGGGCGAGGCAAGUGACCGGCGUGCCUCAUUCAGGGCAGCCAGUUCCUCGGAGGGGGCAGCUGCCAAGGAGCCUCCCUGGGUGGAGGAGCAGCAGAUGCCAUCCGGCAGUCCCUCAGAACAGCCCCUUACCUGGCAGCCCCAGCAGGGUGUGCCUGUGUCCCAGAACGCUGUGAGAGAGAGUCAUGCAUCAGGGCCGCCGCCCCUCUCACGCCUGAAUUCGGAGGAGCUGAUGAGAGACGUGGCAGGCAAGGACCACUCUCUGGCCGGAGUGCUGAGCUCUGGCUUCGGAUUGCGGUCAGCAGCUGAGGUGAUGGGUGAACUCUUUGCUGCAAGCAGCUGUGCUCUCUGGCCAAGGCAGGACUGGUCACUGCUGGGGAGUGGUCCCAGCUGCCCUGAAAGGCAGCAGAAGCCUUCCGAGCCCCCCUCUUGCUUGACUUACCUCAACCUGUCGGCGGGCAAGGCGGAGCUGCUAAACCAAAUGAAGGACUACUCUGAGUUGGCUGCAGCCGCCCCAGAAGAGGAGCCGGACCACGACCUGGCUCAGAAGAAGGUGCAGCUGAUCGAGAGCAUUGGGCGGAAGCUGCUGGUGCUGCAGGAGGCCCAGCAGAGCCUGCAGGAUGACCUGAGUGCCAAUGCGGCCCUUGGCAGAGAGGUGGAGAAUUACAUCAAAGGGGCCUGCAAGCCCCACGAAUUGGAGAAAUUCCGCCUCGUCAUGGGCGACCUGGACAAGGUGGUCCACUUGCUGCUCUCGCUGUCUGGGAGGCUGGCCCGAGUGGAGAACGCCCUCAGGGGGCUGAAUGUGGAGGAGGAGGAGGAGGAGGAGGAGAAGAUGGCCCUCUUGGAGAAGAAGCGGCAGCUGACAGCACAGCUGGAGGAUGCCAAGGAGCUGCAGGAGCACGUGGCUCAGCGGGAGCAGCUCGUCUUUGCCAACGUCUCGCGCUGCGUGGCCCCCGAGCAACUGCAAGACUACCAGCACUUUGUGCGCAUGAAGUCCACCUUGGCGAUCCAGCAGCGGCAGCUGGACGAUAAGAUCAAGCUGGGCGAGGAGCAGCUGCGUUGUCUCUGGGAGAGCCUCCCUCGGAGGCCCCGGAAGCCCUAGAGGAGCCAGGGCCCCACUGGUUGGGGGGAGGGCUGCCUGCAAGCUGCAGGGCCUCCGUGAACUUCUGCCCUCUGGAAAGCCUUUUGCCAAAGAGCUGUGCCUGCUCCUGCCCUCACCCACAUGCCUUUUGCCACAAGGAUGCGCCCGCCUGCAGUUAGGGUCAAGGAAAGGCGGCUGGGGGGGUCCUCGCAGCCACCCCACAAACUACCCGGCUGGCUAGAUGAGGGGACCAUCCCUUCCAGGGGCCACACAGC